Molecule: messenger RNA, 5556 nt
Organism: Toxoplasma gondii ME49
Lineage: Eukaryota; Apicomplexa; Conoidasida; Eucoccidiorida; Sarcocystidae
Exons: 3
Coding region: 1479-4205 (908 amino acids)
Biological process (GO): transcription by RNA polymerase III
Cellular component (GO): RNA polymerase III complex
Molecular function (GO): DNA binding
Source: RefSeq, a predicted model, not a curated record
CAGAGUAUAAUGUAGCAACUGUGGCAACCUGUUCAAUAUCGACGAGGCACGGCUUUUUUCAGACGUUAAACCUCCUGUCCCUGAAAGAAACUCCUUCUCCGGGUCGUGACCGUGGAGGGUGACAGCAGUUUCUUCCUUUCAGCACACCUCAGCGACUCUAAUAAAGAAAGAACGGGGACUCGUGUGACUCCGGGGCCUGUCUUUGGCUUUUUACUGGACACAACGUGGCUUGACUCUACUCUCUAGCACUACCGACUUUCUGUGAAUCUGACGCCCAAAAUUGCAGGGUCGGAUAUCUUUUUCAACUUGGACGUAGAGGGGGGAAGCCUCGCCGAAAGUCGUGUCUCUCCUAUACUGGACGUGAGCUGUAUCCCGGCGGCACAUAGGAAGCCGUCUCCCCGCGCCGCUUGGGAAAUAAAGAGAUCCCAACACCUAUCAGUGCUAACAAAGUGAUUUGGAGAAAAUUCUCCAUGACGCCAAAGUCGAGUGCCAUGUGAGCUCUUCUUGGAAGCAUUGGGAAGCCUUCUGUGCUCUCGGAAUGCCGACAUAACGCGCACUACCAUGCACAGCUUCGUGUGCAUGCGCCACAGCUCACCAAGCAUGUCCCGGUUCUGCGACCUCCAGCCACGGACUCGUAUGACAUAUAUCUCGUCCCAGACUACAUAUUUCUUUGACAAUAUGUCCCAGCUGCUUUUAGCAAUUGGAAUGCCGGGCGAGCAGCAUCUGUGAGGCAUCCAACACUCACAGCUGGCCCGUGCUUCUUCGUCAGAUACUGCCCCGUGUCCCUUCGAAUUCAUCAAGCGAUGCCGUCACUUACUUCCACCGUUAAUCACCGUUGAAGCUCUCUUUCUGUCAUCGCUGUUUACCGCCUUUCUCUGUUUGUGGCUUUUCCCUGUCGCUUCUCCACGCUUCCACGCAACGGCUCUCGUUUUGCCUGCGCGGCAUCGAGGUCCUCUCCCGUGCCCAGGAAUUCAGAUAUCUGCCUCAGGGCUUUCUUACCAUUACACCGUCAUUCAAGGAAAUAAUCACGUUUCCGUGCCGGAAAAUAGGGAUAAAAGCCACUUUUAGUCGACUAACAUGGGAACUGCAGGGUCUCGCGGAGCUGUUGAGGAGCCUGCUUCCUGAAAAAGUGAAAGCAUAUCUUCAACCGCGACUAGCCCGGGCCCUCGUCAUCUCAGAAGAGUUGGGGUCGAGUCACACAGAUUUCGCAACUUCAGCUGCUUGUGUUUCGGUGAGUGAGCGAAGCUUCCGUGUAGACUUGCGUCGCUGGUUUGCGAACCCCGUUGCCACGGGGUAUCACUAUAGCUCGUGUCGCGCUAGAGGCACCAGUUCAAAAAAGUUCUGUCUGUGGCAAAGCAUUGUCGCCUCGCCACACAGUCGGCGUGCGGUCUUGCGCUUUCAGAGAUCUUUGAGUUCAGGACCUUUCACCGAGUCUUUCAACCUCUGAUAUCCACUCUGAAAAAUUUCUUCCGUCGGCAAUGGCCCGUUCCGCCACUCCCGGUGGCUCUGCAGGGCCAGCGCCAGUGCUCGGACAUGGCGAAUCUCCAGCGGAAAAAGAAAACAAAAGCUCCGCGAUGGGAAAUGAAGACGUUUCGUCUGGCGGGCAUGCCUGCUCCGAGGACACCACGUCUGCCGCGGCAAAUUUAUCCGCAUCCGACAAACAAACCGGAAACUCCGAGGUGGGUGAUCAUCCCCGGCAGGGUCCGAUGCGUCGGAGGAAACUGCGGAAAAUCGUUGACGACGAAGGUGGCGUGAAUGCAGCGGUCGACACAGCGGACACGAGCGCCACAUCGUCAGAGGAAGUCUUUUCUGACUACUCGGUUUUCGCGCAAAUUUCUCCGCAAGACUCUCUGGGUCCUCCGUCUGAUGGUUCUCCGACGACGUCGCCGAGUGGAUCUGUCCUCUGUCCCACUGGGCCGUCUCUCGGCACUCCAGAUGCUGCGUCUUCGGACGAAUUUGUGUCUGGGCGACUGCCGCGGCCUCUUCACCCACUCCUGAGCUGCACUGUCCUCCCGCGGACUGCUUCGAGUCUACAUACACCCGUGAGUGGGCACGGAGGCUCUCUCACCGGAGCGAGUCUCCCAGUGAGAGGCAUGCCUGGCUCGAGCUCACGACCAGGGAGUCUUUCUUCGGCGACCACAGGAGGCGUCGCCCUCGGAUCGUCCGCCGUGCUGUCGAGUUUGAGGCGCAACCUGCCAGAGGGCGCUGGGAGCGGCCGGGGCAGAGCCUCUGUUCGCUUUACGCCGAACCUAAAUCGCGUUCUUGGCUCAUCUGAACCUUCUGCAAAAAUUCUUCAAGAAAAACGGACUGGCAGUGCGGACAAAGAACCGCAGCACACUGGAGGCACGGAGGACAGGUGCGGUCGUAGUGCUCCAGAAGAAGGUUUUGCGUGGACGGGAAUGCUCCUGAGCAGCCAGAAACGACAGGAGGAGGAGGCGCUUCGCCUGAGAAACCGAGCUGCACGUGGGGAAGCGCCGCAGCCUUCUCUCAGAGAGCAAGUGAAAACCAAGUCCGACGCCACGGCGGACGGUGCAAGGACACGCGAGCAGCGGUCGAACUCCGCUUCUGAUGGGAGAAAGCCUCAGGGUGGAGGCGGCGUCAGCUCGGAGUUUUGUGGGCCGCCUGGACUGUCAGUCCGGCCUCCAAAAAACAGUGGAGAUACCCAGGGGGAAAGGGUCUCCGCGGCAAAGGCGGGAAGCGACUCAGACGGAGACACUCCUUCAGCUUUCCCCCAGACGAAUCGUAGUGGCAAGCGCGCUGGACAAAGCGACGGAAAAGGCAAGGGGCCAGACGACGGGUGCUUCGACCGCAGCGGCUGGAAACGUGAAUUUGGAGAGGAGCUUGAAUGGGGAAUGCAGGCAGCUGGCACAGACGGCUCGUACCUCCCGAUGACUCUGCCUUUCGGCAAGAAGCCGUUUCCUCGAAGGUCCGCGGCAGCAGCUCUGAUGGCGGCAGACGCGUCGGAGCACUUCACUGGUGAAGACGAGAACUCUGCAUGCGAUGCCCCGGGUUUCGCUUCGUUUCUGCUUCUUCAGUUGCCUCGCCUUCUGCCCCCUCUGGACAAAGAGGCGAUGCGUCGCCAGGCUGUUGGGGGUGCUCCUGGGAAACAGAUUCACAGUUCGGUUUCUGGAAUUCCGGCCGCCUCCGUGGGUGAAAAGGCAGGAAGCCAAGCUUCGGGAUCCGCGGGCGCUCCUCUCCCUCGAGCUUCGCCCAUCGUUGGGGACCCUGUGACUCUCAGCGAGCUUCCAGAGGGCGCGGUAGGUCGGCUGUUGGUGCACCGGAGUGGGAGAGUGGUGUGGUGUCUGGGAGGGACUCGCGAGUCGCCAGCAGAGACGUCGCAGCGACGCAAACAGCAGCGAAAGUCCUUUCCCGUGUGUCCCUGGGAGGCGCCGAAGUCGGGGGGGGGACAAGCGGGAGUGAAGCAAGCGGGCAAGGGUAGAGCGGCGCGAGACAGCUCGGAGCGCAGGAAACAGAAGAAGAAACACAGAGACUGGGGUGGACGACACUCCGGCGGCGGAGCGUGCUCCUCUGGAGGAUUGAGGCAGGCGAAAGGCGAGGCGACAAGGCGGGGUUCCUCCGCGGAUUCUGCGGAAAAGAAACGCACGCGUCUGCGUCGAGAGACCGAAAGCAACAGCGACUGCUCCGAGAAGGGAUCCGACGAAGGGUCUUUCGAGAGAAGUCCAACCGGAGGCGACGAGACGCUAGAAGUGGAGGCGCGACGACGCGUGCGACGGAUCGAGAGCAGCGACGACGAAGAUUUGGAGUCGGAAAAAGAACGAACAAGAGCGGGGGAUAGCUCCAAACCGCGCACGAUAUCGCCUGAGAAGGCCGCCGUGUGUCAAGUGAAGAAGGAGUCUGCGGAGGCAAACGAAUGUUUGGAAGUGGGAGGCGCGCAAAGGGGGCUAGAGUCGAGCGAACGGAUUGACGAGCUGAGGGGACGCCAUCAGAAGGACCGGCGAAAGUUUCACAAAAGGGAGACUGAAGCAGCAAGUGGAAGCUACUACUUCAAGAUUGAUGUUGGCUGCGACUGUAUUUUCAAGCAGGAGUGUGCCGUGAUGCUGAAAGACACCAAAGAAUUUGUUUUUCUGGGAAGCUGUUCGCAGCGACUCGUCGUCGCGCCUCACAUUGAAAAAUUGCUUCACGCGUCCUCAGCAGAGGACACUGGAUCCAGUGAACGCACGAGAUCAUCGACUGUGACGAUGUAGCGUGGUUCCGAGGAUAGUUGCUGGAGCUACGACUCUCUGGUCACGCGAACAACAGCCAAAACCCUGCGUCGAAGUUUAUGUAUAGCAGCAGACAAACGUGCGAUUCACCGUUUUGUGCCUUGAUACUAGGACCGUUGUUUUAGUGCCAUAUGCAGUCCUAGCGACCCCCGCGUACCCACGGAAAGGCUUUUUCGCCUUCUACACACACAAAGAUCUUGACGUGAGAUGCAGCGUGUGUGCUGCCAGGGAGAGUUAACUUGACGUCGACGAACACUUUCUUUCAGAAAGCACGUUCGGACCUGCUGUGUUCAGAAAAGACCUGAUGAAGGCGGUGUUAGUGGGACUGCAAUACAUCUUGAAAAAGAACGCGAGACACCAGCCAUGUAGCAAUGGCAUUUGUCAGUCAGUGGGACGAUUCGAGUUUUUAGAGUUGAAUGAGACUGAACGGAGAAUCGCGGCGGGAUGAAUGCCGGCUGUGUACUCAUGGCUCGGGCCGUUCGUUGUCGAAACCUGGCGUUUUGAGUUUGUCACGGACAGAACAGCGAAGACGCUCCGGGAAUGAGGGUGCUCGUUUUCCUUUUUUUUCUUUCGAUUGCACACGGGCCGGCGACCACGUCGCUCCUCUACUCGGAGUGUGUCUCAAAGUGUUCUUCGUUCCGUCUCUCUUGUCAUGUUCCUCUUGUUGCUCCGCGAAUCUUGACCUGCCUCGAUCGUCCGUGGCGUUGCGUCCAGUGCCGAGAGGGAUUCCACCAGAGGCCAGAUACCGCCUUUUCAAAGCACUUGUGACGCAAAGAAUUUUUCUGCGAGGCAAAAUCUACUGACGCGACAUCGCUGCUUCUCAACGAAGUGCCUCUGACAAGAAAAUCGGGGAACCCACCGUCUUCAUUUCGUGUGCAGAAACGCAUUUCAUGUGCGGGACAUUGAACUGUUUGAAUCCAAAAGCGAGCCGUGACACAACACGUGCGACCGAAGCCAACCUUUUGUUCGGAGAAAAGUACCCACAAGUAAGGAGGAGUUUCAGACCACAAACUGUACGAUUUCUUGAUCGUGUCCGUACCAAUUCACCAGCAGGCCCAGGUUGACAGAACUGAGAAGCGCAAAGCCUGUGGCACUCGUGUCGACAGUGACUAACUCCUCGAUAAAGCAAGCCUUCCGGAUUCCCCGAAAGACGCGCAGACUCAAAAGAACCAAACAAGGGUGGGUUGUUGCCCCUUAGCCACACCAGAGGAACUGCGGUCAAACUGUCGAAAUCGUGCACCCCACGAAAAGCGGUGUCUUGUACACGUGCUGAAAGAUUCGUCAAACCACGUGAAAUCACUGCUGGUGUGUGGACAAGGUCGUUGAGGGAGGA